AUGCCGGCGCUCAGGCGCUCCCUCCUCCUGCCUCUCCUUGCGGCGCUAGCUCUCGCUGAAGACAAUUCAAUAGAACCCAGGGGUGCACCCCGCUGCGGGGCUUCGUUUCACGAGCGCCACAAAGCAUUCAGGAUCGAACUACACGCAAACGCAAACUGCGCCUGGCAAAUUCAGAGGAAUGCAAGUCAGGCAAUUAGGCUUAUUUUCUCCGAUUUUAAAUUUGCUCCUUCUUCGAGCUGUGAAACAGAAAGUAUUAAAGUGUAUGAUGGUCCCUCAACUAAUUCGCCUCUUCUUGGACAAGUAUGUAAAGACACCGAUGCAGUCCCAGUACUUGAAUCAUCUUCAGACAGUUUAACUUUUCUCAUAACAACCAACUCGGUGGCUUUCACACGAAGCUUCUUUGUCUUCUAUUAUUUCUUUCCACCAGAAACACAAACUGAAAAUUGUGGGGGACAAUUAACUGGUCCCAAUGGGACACUGACCAGCCCCAACUACCCAGCAUCUUACCCAGCACUGAAAUACUGCAUCUGGCACAUAGAAACAGAAAAAAACUCGAAGAUAAACUUACAGUUUCAGGAUUUUUUCCUGGAACUAGACAAAAACUGCCAAUUUGACUUCACAGCAGUCUAUGAUGGCCUCACCACCAGCACCGGCUUAAUAGGAAAAGUAUGUGGUCGUGCUCAGCCCACGUUCCAAUCUUCUUCAAACGCUAUGACGGUCGUGCUGUCUACAGACUACGCCAACUCCUACCGCGGGUUUUCCGCUCAGUACAGCAGCGCGCCGCUGCCAAGGCCUGCGCAGCCCAACAUGCUCCUCACGUGCUCUUCAGACGGGAUGAAAAUUGUUCUCAGCAAGUCCUACCUCGCCUCCCUGGGUUACAACGAAACGCACCUAGAGCUGAACGAUCCAUCCUGCAGCCCAGUUGUAACAGACUCAGUGAUCUUCUCCUUCCCAUUAGCCAGCUGUGGAACAACUAAGAAGGAGGAAGGUCAGAGCAUCACUUACACCAACACCAUCUCUCUCUCUGCAACUGGCAACGUUAUCACCCGUCAGAAGGACGUGCAGAUCAUUGCAAAAUGCAAAAUGAAAAACAAUUCAACCUUAGAAGUCAUCUACUUCACGAAAAACAGUAUAAUCCAAAAAAUGACCACUGUGGGCAGAUACAACGUUAGCAUGUCGUUCUACGAUUCAGACUCUUUCUCCCAGCCCGUCGUUCAUUCCCCGUAUUACGUAGACUUGAACCAAACUCUUUUUGCCCAAGUCAGUCUUCACUCCACUGACCCAAAUCUUUUGGUGUUUGUGGAUACCUGUAUAGCAUCUCCAGAACCGGAUUUUGGAUCGCCAACAUACGACUUAAUCAGAAGCGGCUGCAACAAGGAUGACACUGUGGUAACCUACCCACCACGUGAGCACUAUGGGAGAUUCAGAUUUAAGGCCUUCAGGUUCCUGCAGAGCUUCACAUCCGUUUACCUCCAGUGUGACAUUGUCAUUUGCGACAGCACCAGCACAAACUCUCGCUGUAGCAAAGGCUGCAUCUCCAGGCAAAGAAGAGCUCUUUCUCCAUACGCGUGGAAAACCAAUAUCGUAGUAGGUCCCAUCCGCCUGAAGAGAGAGCUCAGGUCUGCCCAUCGCUCAGAAUCCCUCACCAAAGCAGAGGCUGAAGAAACCCCAAACCUGCAACAAUACAGCUUCUACAGUCUCUCAGUUGUGGUUUUAAUUUCAAAUGUUAUCAUUGUGGCAGCUGUGAUACUGAAAUACCACCUCAAACACCAAGCAGGAUAUGGCUACCAAAGAAUCCAGAGCCCAUACUAA
This is a messenger RNA of Eurypyga helias (sunbittern), 1812 nucleotides long. Its product is annotated as CUB and zona pellucida-like domain-containing protein 1. The record is from RefSeq and is a predicted model, not a curated record. Gene Ontology annotation, cellular component: cell surface. The transcript has 9 exons. Bases 1 to 1812 code for a protein of 603 amino acids. NCBI's taxonomy places the organism in Eukaryota, Metazoa, Chordata, Aves, Eurypygiformes, Eurypygidae.